UUCACUGACUCCAUCUGAAUUGCUCUUGAAAUGUCAUACUACUUCUUACUGUUCUCAGAUGUGUAUUUUCAAUUCCUCACUUGGCUGCAAGAACCAUUAAGUACUAAUUUUUGUGGCACAGUGUUCCUUCUUUAAUCCCUGUGAAUUUGUAACAGGCAUAUGAUGAAUACAUUUUAGAAGUGGCCUUUUUCUUAACAGAAAAACAAAAGACUUUUGCAUAAGCUUAGUAUAAGUUAGGAUGGUUGUGUACAAGGACUGUUGAAGAGCAGGGCAAGACGUAUGUUUUAUGAAAAAUAGGGAGAACAUGAGGUCUAUUCUGUAACACCAUGAAUGGUUAGUAGUGCAAGCUCAGAAGAAAUCACCCUCUGGAUGCUGAUGCCGGCUUUUCUAUGGAAGUGUGUCAGAGCCACAUGAUGAAGUUGAAUGGAUCUACCUGAGAAAAUGUUCCAAAUCCUUACAAUACUGUUGCUGGAAACACAGCUCUCCAUGAUUUCAGCUUUAUUUACAGUAGAAGUUCCUCAACAGCUCUACACUGCAGAAUAUGGGAGCAACGUGACCAUGGAAUGCAGAUUCCCUGUGAAUGGCUCAGUGGAUCUAGGACUCCUGACUGUUGUUUGGGAGCAGAAAAGGCAGGGCUUGUUGAAGUCAAAAGAGGUGUACAUAUUCCGCAAUGGGAAGGCACUCCAUCCAUCUCAACACCCUGAUUACAAAGGAAGAGCAUCACUUCUGCACAGUGAACUGAAGUUGGGAAGAGCCAUCAUCCAGAUCACCAAUGUUAAGAUCACAGAUGCAGGAUCAUACCUUUGUCUCAUUGACUACCAGGGCGUGGACUACAAGUACAUUGCUUUGGAAGUAAGAGCACCUUACAAGAGAAUAAAUACUCAAGUAAUGAGAAUACCAGGUGAAGACAAGUUUGUUUUUAUGUGCCAGUCAGAAGGCUUUCCUCUGGCAGAGGUUUUCUGGCAAAAUGAGAACUUCAAUCUCAGUGGAUCUGCAAAUACCACCUAUACACUGACUGCAGAUGGCCUCUACAAUGUCACCAGCAUCCUGGCAUUCAAACCAAAUAUGAGUGAGAACUACACGUGUGUCUUCUGGAAUAAAGAACUGAAUGGAGUAACUUCAGCUCACUUUUCUACUUUAGCUUUAAUGAGUACACAGUAUAGUGGACAAAAAUUCCUGAUCUCUUUAAUCAUCCUCACAUGUGUGACUGUAGCUGUCCUUCUCUCUGCACUAAUAAUAUUUCAGAAGAAAAAAUCAUUCAAGAAUAAGCAACCCAAAAAAGACAGGAAAAGAAAACUGAACCCUAAUGCAAAGGAUGAGAACAGUGAUGAUUUUAACUCUCAGACUGAGGCUUUAUACUUGUCAACUGCCACAGCUUCAAGAGACAGUGGGGAUGUGGGUCUGUGAAAUUCUUCAUCUACAUGCCAGAAUUUGCACUUUUUCCAUCAGUUUUUGAGGACUUCAAAAGAAAAUUACAGCACUUUAGCCUUAAGAUAAAGAGUGAACUCAUGGGGAUGUAAUUACAUUGCAGCGAUGGAAAGCUAUGCCUCCUCAGAUACCAUAUCUUCUUGAAGUUACUGAGAGCUAUGCUGUCACAAAAUGUGGUUUACCACUGUGGAGAGGUCAGCUGAGUGCCUUUGAUACACUUUACUUUUGGACUUACUGUUGCUCAAGGGAUUUUUGUUUAAGAAUGCCUUUAUCAACUGUUCCAGUCUCAGGGAUGGUGCUUGGAGUCAAAAAUCUUGUGAAAUUUGAAUAAAAGCUAUCUUAUGUCAA
Haemorhous mexicanus (house finch) is the source of this 1776-nucleotide messenger RNA. Its product is annotated as programmed cell death 1 ligand 2-like. The record is from RefSeq and is a predicted model, not a curated record. The coding region runs from base 424 to 1407 and encodes 327 amino acids. Gene Ontology annotation, cellular component: external side of plasma membrane. The transcript has 7 exons. Gene Ontology annotation, biological process: cellular response to lipopolysaccharide; positive regulation of T cell proliferation; negative regulation of T cell proliferation. NCBI's taxonomy places the organism in Eukaryota, Metazoa, Chordata, Aves, Passeriformes, Fringillidae.